CAAGGUUCCCCCUAAUGCCCAGGAUAGAGGGGCGGGUAACGACACCAUUCGAUCAUGGUGGUGUAUAUCCCGUCACAGCAACAUGCCGACCAUUCAGCUCCGUUGCUUCCAUCACUUCUUACGUCAAUGGCAGGUCAAGCAAGCAGGCACUGUAAAAGCGCUUGCACUGGCCAGUUUGUUCUCACGGCUAGAGCCUCAAGCUCUCGUGCGCCUCCAUAGCAUCGAAACCUUUCCAGUUGCUUCUUCAUCAUGAGAGACGCAAUGCCUGAUGGAACGGCAUCUUCGGGUGAGCCUGGCCGUUUCACGGCCAGUGAGUCGCAUCACCAUAAGCGACGCAUGAGCCUUGUGGCCAAGGGGAGAUCACACUUUGGCCCUCCUCUCACGAUUUUAUACUUGGGUAUGUCAGUCUCGCUGACAGAUGACGGCGACACGGCGAACCUGGCCAUAGCCGCACACGACGCGACAUACCUCCUGGACUCCUCCGAGGGACGCGUCCGUCUGCGCUCGCACGAUCGGAGUGACCCUGUCACCUCCAAGGACCCCAUCGCCGAGCACGUCAUCCCAGCUCUGGAGAAAUAUGAAAAGGACAACUUCUUCAAGGUUAUUGGCGCCGGCAUACCGAUUGCGCUGCAUGAGCUGAGUCCCACCCUGUGCUCGAAAUUAUGGCUGGAGCUGGAUAUUGUGCCCAUCGUCAUGGAGCCCGAGGGCGCGUCUCGACACAGCGGAUUAUGGAAUGUCAAGAGCCUCGACGAGCAAGCCGAUUCCAUGGGUCGCAAAUGCAUCAUGCACUUUGGCCCAUCACUAGCCCCCCUUUUGCAUGUAGGCUUCAAGGGCCGCGUUCAGACAGAUGCUGCAUUCCGGGCUUGUCUGACGACCUUGGAGAACCAUAGAGAUACGUGUGGCCCAAAGACAUGGGACAGCAUGCUGCACUUUGCUCGCCAGCUCAAGGACGGUAACACGCGGAUCGCCUUCUUCAGCAGCACGCCUCAAGGCGGUGGAGUGGCUUUGAUGCGCCAUGCGCUGGUCCGCCUCUCGCAGCUCACGGGCGUUCAUCUGCGCUGGUACGUGCCCAAACCGCGAGCAGGCGUCUUCCGCAUCACCAAGAAUAUUCACAACAUCCUCCAGGGCGUGAAUGAGCCUGGACAGCACAUCACAUACCAAGAGAAACAACUCAUCGUGGAUUGGAUCGUCGACAAUGCUAAUCGAUACUGGCUCUGUCCAGGGGGUCCUCUCCGACCACCAGGGGAAGGCGGUGCACAUGUCAUAGUUGUCGAUGAUCCUCAGAUGCCGGGAUUGAUCCCUGUCAUCAAGAAGUUGACGCCUGAUCGCCCUGUCCUGUAUCGCUCGCACAUCCAGAUCCGCUCCGACCUCGUGGCUAAAACCGGCUCGCCGCAAGAAGACGUGUGGUCGUACCUAUGGGAGAACAUUCGCCACGCAGACAUGUUCAUUUCGCAUCCCAUACCUAGUUUUGUUCCCAAGGUUGUGCCCAAAGAGAAAGUGGCAUACCUGCCUGCGACGACCGACUGGCUGGACGGCUUGAACAAGCCUUUGAACCGUUUUGAUACAGGAUAUUACGGACAUCUGUACGACAUGCAAUGUCAUGAACAUAGAACGGCUGAACUUGCGUGGCCAGCUCGAAAUUACAUUGUACAGAUCGCGCGCUUCGAUCCAUCGAAAGGCCUGCCUGAUGUCAUUGCCUCUUAUGGAGAGUUCCGACGUCUCUGCGAGCAGGACGGUGUCAUCGACCCUCCCCAACUUUGCAUCUGUGGUAAUGGAUCAAUCGAUGAUCCCGACGCAUCCACUGUCUACGACCAGACGAUGACGCAGCUCGAAACUGACUACCCAGAUCUAGUCCCGGACUGCUCCAUCAUGCGACUCGAACCCAAUGACCAGCUUCUGAAUACUUUGGUCGCGAAUGCCCACGUGGUCCUGCAGCUGUCCACGCGGGAAGGUUUCGAGGUCAAGGUAUCCGAGGCCCUUCACGCAGGACGGCCUGUCAUCGCAACCAAGGCGGGUGGUAUCCCACUGCAGGUCAAGGACCGGGUGAAUGGCUUUCUGGUAGACGUUGGCGAUCACAAGAGCGUAGCGCAGCACCUGCUCGAACUGUUCAGUGAUGACGAGCUGCACAAGAAAAUGAGCCUGGAAGCCAAACGAGGUGUCAGCGACGAGGUCGGCACGGUCGGUAACGCUCUUGCGUGGUAUUAUCUUGGCGCCAAGUGGAGGGAGGUUGGCGCUCGCGGGCUCAAGGCCCAUGGGCGGUGGGUGAAUGACAUGGCCAGGGAAGAAGCCGGGCAGCCAUACCAAAAGGGCGAGAAUAGGCUGCCCCGGAGCUUCACCGAGCAAGCUAGUGCGUGAUUUCGCUGCAGCUACAACCAGAUAGAGUAUUCUUGAAUCAGUAAGGUAUUGAAAACUAGGCUGUAGCUGGCAGAUGGUACAAGUGCUAUUCACAUGGUAAGCAACUGGACGCUUCACU
Emericellopsis atlantica is the source of this 2473-nucleotide messenger RNA. RefSeq names its product glycosyl transferase group 1. The record is from RefSeq and is a predicted model, not a curated record. The coding region runs from base 250 to 2355 and encodes 701 amino acids. The transcript is spliced from 8 exons. Gene Ontology annotation, molecular function: glycosyltransferase activity. Lineage: Eukaryota; Fungi; Ascomycota; Sordariomycetes; Hypocreales; Bionectriaceae.